AUGGCCGGUCCUGAACCCCAUACCACUACCGUUCCCGCCGCCACGCCCCGCAGGCUCCUGCUCGUCAGCAUCCCCCGAACAGCCUCAAACCUCCUCGCGAAAAUCCUCAAUAUCUCCAACCAGCCCAACCUCGUCACCAACCAAAAAGCUGGUUACUUUUUUUUCCCAGCAUACAUCGAAGCCGCCGCCUCGAAUUACAAAAAAAAAUCCAUUGAUCACUGGACCGACGAUGAAAAAACCCACGUAAAGCACUCCUUCCAGGAGUGUUUUAACACAUUGGAGGAAUUCUCCACACAAGCCGAAAACAAUCACCAAAUGAUGUUCACAAAGGAGCACGCAUACUUUUUCUACAGCCCCGCCGCACUCCUGAAGUCCUACACAGGCAUCCACGAUGAAGAAUUCUUCAAGUCUUUCCGCUUAGACAUGCCGGAGAAGUACGGACCCACCCAGACAUCGUCCCAGUUCAACGAGACCAUUCUUUCAGAUGAGUAUCUGCGUUCGUGGCAGAUGGCCUUCAUCAUCAGACAUCCCGCACUAGCCUGGCCAUCCAUGUACAGAGCCAUGCUCAAAGUGGGCGAAAUAGGCAUGCUGGACGAAGAUGGGGUGAAGGGUGCUUCAUUUACGAAUAUGGAUAUGCGUUGGACGCGCCUUCUGUAUGAUUGGUGUAUGGAGCAGCCUGAUGCACCGGUUCAGCCACCUAUUAUCGAUGCGCAUGAUCUGAUUCAUAACCCUGAGGUUGUGUUGAAGUUCUGUGAGCGGACUGGCUUGGAUAAGAGUGUUGUGCAGUUUGAGUGGAAGGAUAAGAAUGACGCUAAGAAGUCGGCUAAGUGGGAUAAUGGUGAUCCGAAUGCUAGUGCUGAGGAGGUUCAGAAGAAUUUGAGUGCUGCUAGUGUUAUGCUUGCUACAUUGGAGAAUUCUUCGGGUAUUGUUAAGGAUAAGGCGCCGGAGGUUAUUGAUAUUGAUGCUGAGGCAGUUAAGUGGAGGAAGGAGUUUGGGGAGGAGACCGGGGCCCUUGUGGAGGAGUAUGUGAGGAAGUCGAUGCCUGAUUAUGAGUAUUUGAAGGCGAGACGGAUUACUGUCUGA
Molecule: messenger RNA, 1083 nt
Organism: Penicillium pulvis
Lineage: Eukaryota; Fungi; Ascomycota; Eurotiomycetes; Eurotiales; Aspergillaceae
Exons: 1
Coding region: 1-1083 (360 amino acids)
Source: RefSeq, a predicted model, not a curated record